AUGAGUUCCCCGGUUUAUCGCAUCGUUGUAGCUGCAGACGAUUCCCCAAUUUCCAAAAAGGCCAUCGACUAUGCCGCCAAACUAUGUUCAAACCUGUCUGUCCCGUACAAGCUGGAUGUUGUCUAUGCUGUAGGCUUAAAUCCAGCUGGUAUCACAGCCUUUGGAUUCAUGAGCGGAUUGGACAGAAUGAACAAUGUUGACAUUCAACAAGACGCAAAGGAAUCUGUAGCGAAUUUGAACACAUAUUUAGCACAGUUUGAUGAAACAAAGUCGAAUGCAGUAAUCGUGAAAACAAGCACCAAAGAUUGUGGCUAUAUCAUUGAAGAUUACAUUAAUCAAGAUCCUCCAGAUAUGCUGGUGCUGGGCUCAUCUAAUAAAGAAGGCAUCCAAAAGUUUAUACUCGGUUCCGUCAGUGAUCACUGCUUGCAUAAUUGCCAUUGCCCUGUCCUCAUAAUAAAGAACUGA
Messenger RNA from Mucor velutinosus, 465 nucleotides. RefSeq lists its product as uncharacterized. Bases 1 to 465 code for a protein of 154 amino acids. NCBI's taxonomy places the organism in Eukaryota, Fungi, Mucoromycota, Mucoromycetes, Mucorales, Mucoraceae. The transcript has 5 exons. The record is from RefSeq and is a predicted model, not a curated record.